GCUGCAGUGUUUGCUUGUAGCUGUGCGUAAGCAGGAUCUACAAGCAUACAAACUACAAAGCUCAUCAAGUUAUGAUCCCUGAAAGAAGCAUUUGGACGUCAAUUCAAUCCGGUUAACGGGCGUUUCUUUCGAAGAGUGUUCCCUGUGACGAUAUCUUCGUUCAUAUUGGACUCUUCCUAGAUCUUUGGUACCCCAGAAGCGGAAUUCUGCGAUGGAGCUGGAGUGCACAUUUGACAUACAGAGGGAUAUUGUUCCUUACAUCCUUGGGAGGAGAGAGGAGGCUAUGAGCAAAGGUCAAACAGAUAAGGACCUGACCGUGUGUGUGGUAGGACAGGAACGGAAUGGCACCCUGCUUUACACUUGGGACGAUGUAGCACCAGUCGAUGGCAGUUACGCACAGGUGACCCAUAUUGGACUCUACGAUCCUGCUGAACAGAAGAAUAAAUGCCUCUUUGUACAUGAUUGUAAGAUACUGAUAACCAGCUGCUCUAUGAACCAUGACCACAGCAUCCUGGCGUACGUUGUUAAGGAAACACAGCCCGUAUCACCCCCUGGGGGGCAAGAUGAAGGAGCAACGUCGCUGCCGUCUAUCACUUCACACCAACCGCAAGAUGUGCAUAGGGCAUUCCUUGCCGAGAUCAAACCACAACAUGCCAUCUUUGAUUUGAACGUUGAGCGGUCAUCUCUGCUUCAUGUCCAGUUCCUUUGGCCAAGGACAGUCCAAGGUCCGGCCGACCCCAUGGCCGCUACGGUCAAGGACUGCAGGCUCUUGGUCUUUCUUCACAGAGAAUCCAUUGGUCUGUACAGGGUACCCAUAGCAAGAAUGGGCAAUGACAGUGUGGUUAUCAGUGGGCCACCGGAUGCCCAGCCUGUAGUGAACCGUUUCCUUUGGGCCCAGUGGGAUGCUCCUACACAACGUCUCUUUGUUGUGCUCCAGCGUAACCGACUUCCCUCAGAACCUGAGCAGCUUGCCAUCUUCAGGUGCUAUGAGUUCACAGGUCAAGGGUCACAGACAUCCUUUACCAAAAUGAUGGAAAUUGAGCUUCCUCCUGAUGUCAAGCUACCAUCAAGCAGGUAUUCAUAUGAAUUGCCAUCUCUUAGAAACACGGUCUCAGAUAAAUCCAUCAAUAUGUACGUCAUCUGCCAGUCAGGAGGUUCGCUCUGUGUAUGUUACCAGCUGCCUCACAAGAAACUGACUGGGUCAAAGCCGUCUUCGCGCCGUCAUAGCAAGGCCAAGCUUCAAAUCCCACCAACUGCAGUAUCAGGUUCCGGACCAGAGGGCCAGGUGCAGAGAAGGCCAGGUAGUCUGGACCUAUCACAGCCUGAUCCACUGAGGGACGAUCCUGCAGGUCCUCAGUCCAACACCCCAGGAUCCUUAAUCUCAUCCUCUUCUGUCCCAUCCUUGGCUCGGCUGACCGCUCCUGAAUCUCCACUCACAGACUCCAACCUUGACCUUAGCUACGAUUCCACCUCCAACAUCAGUGCUGCCAACUGGUCAACGCUCGGCUCUCCGUGUUCAGACUCUGCUCCGAGCCCGCUGAAUGGUUCUAGAACAUUACUGGAUGCACACUUGAAUAAAAACUUACAUGAAUCUGGGAUCCGUGAUAAAUCUAAGUCUCCUAGCCAGUUUGUUGAUGUUCAUUAUGUGGUAUUAGUUCUGCAUCAUAAGACUAUUUUACACUGCAGUGUCCCUCAUCUUCAGAAAAGCAUCGCCAAACGAAUGCAGCUCUUCUUUGCUCCCAUGAAUGGAUACAUCAUGGUGUACUACCCCGGGACAGUGCUCCACCUCCUCAAUGUGAACUCCGAGAUGGAGCCGUGUCUCCACCUUGCCUUUGAGCCUCAGGAUGUUCCCUGGAUCCCUCUUCCUGGAGAUGAUUCAGAACAGUCGAGAUCAGAGCAACUCAGAAGCACUAGGCCUCUUCUCAUGCACUGCCAGCGGGACAGGACUGUCAGUAAAUAUGAUGAUAUUCUGUUUGAUGGUAUGUCUGGAUGCUGCUACCAACCAAUCAUCAAUAAAGACAAGCUCCCUCUGUUGUUGAUGGGAGAUAGUCAAGUUCCUUUCAAGCUUGGUCUCCUACAUUUAGCUCUCAUCAAUCUCAAGGAUGCCACACUUAAUAAGAAGAUCAUCGAGAGCAUUACCCAGGAUGCAUUUCAGCUGGAGAUGCAGGACAUCCUUGCAGAGUUCCUGUUGGCAGGCACGUUUUGCUGCGUGAGACUCAAGUUGGAUAAAGAUAUUCUCAGGUACCUUCCUUUCACCAAGGUAGACACCACAAAGACCGUCUUUAUUGAGACACUAGAUGGCAGCAGACUUGCAUGUAUCAAAGCAGUAGAGAACAGAUACAUCCCCAAGAUAUUCCUAGGCAAGAAGGGACGUCGCGACAAGCGUCUUGGUGUGGAUGCCAGUAGUUACCUGUGGGACACUCUUGAGAGGCAGAUAAGGAGAAGUCAAGAUUCAAUUAGGGCACCAAGUAAAAGGUUCGAUACCAGGAAACUGACCCAGAAGCUCAGAGAACAGGAGCAAUCCGUUAAUAUACUAAGGAGUGAAGAAAAGACCACCCUGCCCUCGCAUCCCCAGAACGCCCGCUCGUCGCUGCUCAAGAAAGUAGCUGCCUUCUCCAAGAGGGCGCUCACACCGACCAAGGAGGUCAAACAGGUCAAAGCCAAAGACCCUCUCGCUGCCGCCAUGAUGGAAGAAAACUCGACCAAGGAAACUGGCGAAGAUGGCAAUCAUAAUAAACACAUUGAAAUGAUCUUGGAAGAAGUUGUGUCCUUCUUCCGCUCGAGGAUGCCAUUCCACAACCAGGAUCGGCUGGAGAACUACGCUUCUGAGUUUGUGAGUAGUCAGUUACAACACUUCAAGGUAAUGGUGGCUAUGCUGUUGUCUGCCAACGGAUUCCAUGAAAACAUUGAUGAUCUUGCCCAAGUCCCCUUAUGCGAUGGGCCCACAGAGGAUGAAAUGAAUCUGUUCCACAUGGUUGAAAGGGUUUUUGCUGCUGCUCAGAAUCUCUGCUUUCCAAUGCCCAUUGGUUUCAAGAACUUCAUUCUUUGCCUAGCCUACCGAUGCCUGGAUGCAGGAAUGUUCCUCCAGUAUGUCAAUCAAGGAGUCUUUGACAUCUCAGAGACCUUCAUGACCCGCAUGGUCAAGGAGGUGUCGGAUGAAGAGAAAACCAACGUAGACCUUAAGAUGAAACUCGUACAAAAACUACCCAAGGCAUCUGCGGAUAGAGUUCUGAUGUCUUGGAACCAUCCAUCCAGUAAUCUUAUCAUCGCACAGCAGUAUGCUACAUCUUGCCUUCAUGAAGGUGGUGAAUAUGGUCAAAGAAAUCUGAGCAGUGCAAUGUUGCCCCAAACAAGGUCUCAGAAAUCACGCAAGAAAAGCAUGGAAGCAGCCAUACCAGGGCUAGAGGCAGAAGAGGACUUCUUGGAUAUGAUCCCAAACUUUCCUCCUCUCAACUACUUCAUGAAAUACAUUGAGGGAACAGAUAAAAAUUGGCAGUCUCCAACUCAGUCAAGGUUAGACAUUGGUCAGAAAGCCAACAGGGCGCAGUUCGUAGGACGAGUAGCACUGCAAGCUUCUGUACGGAGCCAUGGUUUGGAUCUUGGCGGGAUAGCUUUCUAGUCGGAUCACCCCAUCCUUAUAAUACAUCAAUAGAAUAUGCUGGAUGUAUUCAGGCUCAAUUUUCAAGAGCCAACAGAAUUGCACUUUGCACAUGAAACAUUUAUACUAGUGCGUAGCGAUUUUUCUUGUGGUGGGGCACCCAAUCAAAACACAUUUUUAUGUAAUAUAUCCUGUAAAACACAUUUUCAUUGCAUAUCCUCCACAUAUAUGUAACUCUUUUAAGGCAUACACACUCAUGUGAUCUGGUAAUGAAUUUGGAAUAGUAACAGAUGCAUUUCAUGGACUUGCCAAAGCUAAAGACACACUUUAAAAUUGCACAAAAAACCAUACUUAAGCAUUGUGAUGUGCGCUCAUCAGAGUAUGGUGUACAUAUGAAUACACAAAGUUGAUCAGUCAUCAAUGCAAAGAACUUAAAGCAAUGUUAUGUAACUAUCAUAUGGUGUGCUGUGAUGUCAUCAUUGUUACCUACUGUAGUUGUAUUAUUGAUGGUGUUUGUGGCAAUAUUAGUAGUGAAAUGAUAAUAAUGAUCAUAGUAGUAGUAGUAGUAGUAGUAGUAGUAGUAGUAGUAGUAGUAGUAGUAGUAGUAGUAGUAGUAGUAAAGUGGUUGUAGUAUUUGUAGUUGUACACUCGACAUGUAAUUGUAGUCAUAUAGCAAAAGCAGCAGUAGUAAUCACAGUGGUCAUGUAGUAGCAGUAGUAUAAAAAGUAGCAGCAGUAGCAUAGCAAUGUAGAAUGCAGGUACUUACAAUUAUUCAUAUACUUUGCAAACAUGGACAAGAGAGUCUGCAAUAAAUUAUAAAUUAUGAUUUAUAUUGAUGGUGUAAAAAGUGAAGAACAAAAUUACAUUUUAUUUAUUUCAUCACACUAGAAAUAUUACCACAUAUGGUUGUGAAUAGCUGUUGCUAUGUAUACUAAAAUGUUACUGUUGCUAUUCACGUAAGUGCAAUAUGUAUGCUAUUGAAAGGGCCUGACCAAUUUUAUCCUAUGUUUAUUAUCUCUAUUUUACCAAAGAGCAUUUUAAAUGAAUACAAAUUCACCAAAGGAUAUAGACCACGUUUUUGCAAUGUAUCAUAUCUCUGUGUUUUUUUUAUAGAUCUUGUAUGAUUUUACAGAUUUUUUUUUUUUUAAAGUAAAUGUACUUAUACAGUAUGUGUGUGUGUAAAAGAUCAAUACCUUUUCUUUUCCUCCUAGUUCUUGUCCAUUAUGCUUUAGAAAGUAAUGAAAACUUUACAACAUACAGUAUGAUUUAUUAAACAUGAAAAGUUUUUCCAUUGUUACGGCAAGACAGACAAACCAGUUUUUAUACUUAGAGCUUACACAUCUGGUUUUUAUAAAUAUCAUUGUGUUGGUGCCAAAUCGCUAGUAUCAAAAAAUUUCUGCAGACAAAGCUGCAUCUAUCUCGACGCUGGCCAUAUCAACUUUUUUCUGGCAUGAAUUUUUAGCCAGCAAAUUACUGAAGAUUAUUAACCAACCUCAAUGUUUUCCUUAUUUUUUUCUUAUUGUCUCCCGUAAUAAAAAAAGUCAGAUUAAAUUCCUAUGAAAUAAACUAAAACGUGAAAGAAAGCGGCAUAUGCUGAUCCUGAACUGUGUGAGACCUGCAAUCGCUUGCCAUAUUCCUUAUCCGAGCAUGUAUCCUCACUCUUUUCAUGUUGGAUUCGAUUUGCAUCUGCGAAGUCAGUUGAGGGACUUCCAUAUUUUCCUAUCUAGAUUGUAACAUGGGAGUUGCUGUUCUUUAGUAGGAAGAGGACAGUGCCUCUCUUUAACUGGUACUUAGUCACAUAUGGUGAUUCUGGCAGAGUUUGGACAGAAUCUGAUCUUAGAUUUUAGCCUUUUUUCAUUUGAAGCUAUCUUUGCUUUGCCUGGGUCGCUCCAUGCUCCUAGCUAUUGACUUGCGUACAUCAGAUGGGGCAAUACCUGAAAGGUCAUACAGAAUUUUUUCACAUUUUAAAUGAGAAUGACUGAUCAAGGGUGACACCAAGAUACACUGCAUGGUCGCAGUGUUCGAUGGACUUAUUGGUGUUUGCUUUCAGUUGGUUGUCCCUGCAGUAUGUUGUCAGUUUGGCUCGUAGCGCUGAUGUAAGAGUGGCCUCUUUGACGUUCACAUCGCUGUUCUGAGCUGCAAUGCAGAGGUCGUCUGCGUAUACAAAGUUUUUAGUGCUUGUUGAAACAGGCCGAUCAUUGUUUAUAUCUCGAACAAAACUGGAGCAAGAACAUUACCCUGAGGGAGUCCAUAAUUUUGAAUCCCCCACCCUGCUGCUAUUCCCAUUGAGCACCACAAAUAAACACAUGUUUUCUAGCAGAAGUCUGAUGAGUUUGGUUAAAUGAAUGUCACUCAUCAUGUAAUGUUGGACUUACCCAUUAAUGGUCUAAACGUACCAUAUCCACACUGUCGAACCAAGCAAGAUUGACAACGUUCCCCUCUUUCGACUUACUUUCCUUGUCUUUUAUCUUCCUAUAAUCACUUUUAAAUCUGUUUAUAUUAUCAUUAUCUUCAGGAAGGGUGCUGAUACCCUAUCUAUCCCUGCCAAUUGCUGUGUGAGUGUCUUGUAUAUUUAUUUAUUUUGACAUUCAGGAUUGGACGAUAAGUUUCUGGAUCGUUUCUCCCCCCCCCCCCCAGAAAAAAAAAAUUGAGCAACACCAUGGUCUGAUUAGUCAAAGUUGAUCCACGUCCUUCUAUCAACUCUGACAUGAUUAAAGAUAAGAUAAACAAAAGAACUUGAAGCUGAACAACGACAGCUACAAGUUACAAUUUGUAUACGCUUUAUUAUGAUGCAAAUAGCUGGUGGAUGUACCGGUAUCGGAAUUAAUCGGCUAAUCUUAAAUGUCUAUAGAGGAGUGAUAUGUUGGCUUCCAUACUUGGCUCUGAAAUUAGAUCAAAUUCAAAUCUCUAGCCCCUAUCAUGAACAAUUUUUCAUGUUUAAAAAAAAAAUAGAUGAAUCCCAUACAAAAGAUGGGAUGUCGAUGCCAUCUUUCAGCCAACUAUACUAGUGUAUGGUGUAAGCUAUCACAUUCUUAAUGUAGUCUACACUUGUCUGUCUUGUCUAUACUGCACCAACCACCUCAACUGGGCUACAAACGUGCAACCCCUCAUGCAUGCAGUUGCAAUUAAAAUUUGGCAGCUGAUAAGCAGGCCUUGAGAAUAAUACUAUCACGCUGGUAAUUUUUCUCGAUGGGCUCAAUCUGGCUUGGGGGUGGGGAGCACUUCAGGAUAUGUUUGCUGUUAUUUCCCUGUCAACAUUCUGAUUAGAGGUGUACCUAUCUAUAUUAACUCAAUCUAAGUCAUAGUGAUAUACCAAAAUAUUCCACAUCGUGACCAAGUAAAAUAGUUAUCCAAAUGAGGUUUCACAAUUGUAAUAAUUUUUAAUUGGAAGAUGUAGUCUGUCUGUCAUAUUCAUGCUCUUCCUUUGUUUGAGGAUUACGAAAUGGAGUCAUUAACCUAGAUCUUUGUGGGUAGCCUGAGUCACCAAGGAUGACACCUCCUUCCCGAUACUGAAACGAUUGUCCUACUGCUGAAUUCUCUGACACUCUGCUGUCGUGAACAGAACCCCGCAAAUGUGUACUUGCAUUAGUAAUGUUGUAAUUGGCAUCAGUGCCAUACUAAACAUUUAUGCUUUGCCAUCCUUUUGGAUUGAUGUACGCAUAUUCUGUUUUCCCCUAACAGGCUGCCACCAAGCCACUAAGACGUGGGUGCAAUCCACUGCACCAACAGCCAUUGGAAACCCACUCAUCUCCAUGAACUCCCUCUGCUUCUCGGCCACUGGUUGCCAUGUAAUCACUUCAUCUUUCAGGUUUACAAGAGCUUCAGAAACUCUAGCAACUAUUCUUCAGACGCUAGCAUAAGAAACACCAUACUUGUUUUGUUUUUUUAAUGCUAUUUUAGCCCCUCCCAUGAACCGACCACCUGUAAUUUAUAGAUGUGCUCAUAGUGAAUCCAAUGACUGAUCAACGCAGGUGGGUUUUUUUUAUUAUUCUGUUCUCAUUCUUAUUUUCUAAGCUUCUUCUUCACCUCCUUUUCUUCAUUUUGUUUUCUUCUCCUACCUCUUCUUUUCCUUGUUAAUAUUACUUUAAUAUCAUUUUUUGUCUAGCUGCAAAGCAGAAGCAUCUUCAUUCUCUCACGAGCCAUCAUCAUAUUCAUCAACAUUUCAAAUGACAACAUCAAUAAUUUUUAUGGUGGUGGAAUCUGGCCUUCUGUUCCUUCUGCCAGUUCCCUCAUUGCAUCAUGUAUAGAAUUGAAUACAUGGUGAACAACAAGAUGGAUAUCAUUCAAAAGUAUCCGCUGUUUUUUUUUCCUCAACAAGAGAAAUUUAUCCUCAUCAUGCUGCACUUGACAUAGGUGAGGUAAAUGGAUACCUGGGCCCCGUUUUACAAAGAGUUACUAUUGAUCCAAUUGAUCGUAACUAUGGAAAUCCAUCAGUGUCAUAAUUUUUUUCUACAGGAAAUUUGCACAAUGUCCUUUGUAAACAAAGAGAAGCACAGUGAAUUUUCUAGAAAACAAUGCAUGAAAAAAUAUACAUGCAUAAUAGAUGUUGACGUUGCUGGCUGUCCAUAGUUGCGAUUGAUCGGAUCAAUCGCAAUUCUUUGUAAGACGGGUCCCUGUUAGGAAUUAUUAACUCCUUCGUAAGCUUGUGCACCGUAAAAAGACUUGUCAUGCUUAUGCCAGGAUGAUAAUUUCCAAAGUCCUUUGGAAGCGCGGAGACGUAUGAUGAUAAUGUGAUGUGCGCUAUGCAAGUAUGAAAUAUUUUAUUCUAUCUCUCACUGGUUGAUUGACACUGAAAAACAGACACACUCGAAACAAAUAACAUCAAAGACAUUCUCAAUUAAGUUUUCAAGUCAUAUAUUCCACAUAAAAAAUUCUUUUAAAGAACAUUCAAACUGAAAUAUUUAUAUUGACAAUUGUACAAAAGAUUAUCUUAUAAUAUCAUAUUUACUUUAUAAUUGAAUGUCAUACACUGAUGAAUCCAUGUGAGAAAUAAGUGCUUUUAAAAUUAUGCCCUGAAAUUCAUGUUUACAGCAUAUUAUUUUUAGAUUAUUCAAUCAUUUUUAAUGAGUAAGAAUGUCAUACAUUUGAAGAAAAAAUGUAAGCCAAUUUGUACUUGGAACAACGUUAGAAAAAUAACGUUACGUUUUUCUAUGUUGUAUGACCUCUAAAACACAUGGAAUUAUAAUUUAUCCAAUGCAUUAUUGCAGUAUUGUUUGUUAGCAUGUUCAUAUUUUAUGCAAUUUGAUGAAAUUUUUGUUUACAAGAGAUCAUAUCUGAAGUAAUUUAUGCAAACUAGACCCCAACUAGUCUAAUUCAUUCAUCAAUAAUGGGUUAAAGGGGGAUUAAGCAUUACAAUUCCCUAGGGGAAAGUAAUAAUUUAAUUUGAAUCUCUAAGAAAAUAUCGACAGAUUGUGUGAAGUUGGAUAUCAUGAGGAGGGAUAAUGUCUGGAAGCUUCCAUCAUAUAUAUACUAUGUACAAUGGUGGUUCUCUUUGGUCAUUCAAAGCAUAAGUCUGCUAUGCAACUGCCAAUUUAAUGCUAAAAGUAUUCGCUAUAUUGAUGUAUUAAAACCUGAAAUAUGCCAAUUCUA
This is a messenger RNA of Lytechinus pictus (painted urchin), 9187 nucleotides long. Its product is annotated as protein pigeon-like. The transcript has 23 exons. The record is from RefSeq and is a predicted model, not a curated record. NCBI's taxonomy places the organism in Eukaryota, Metazoa, Echinodermata, Echinoidea, Temnopleuroida, Toxopneustidae. The coding region runs from base 212 to 3619 and encodes 1135 amino acids. Gene Ontology annotation, biological process: positive regulation of amyloid-beta formation. Gene Ontology annotation, cellular component: trans-Golgi network.